Peronospora matthiolae is the source of this 3510-nucleotide messenger RNA. NCBI's taxonomy places the organism in Eukaryota, Oomycota, Peronosporomycetes, Peronosporales, Peronosporaceae. The record is from the annotation of a GenBank genome assembly.
AUGGGGGACAUCGACGAUGGCGAGGUGUAUGCAGCGAUGAGUGUGGGGCCGGAUGCAGUGCCUCAUCGCCGGUCCCGACUGCGCCUACGGCAGCUAAACGAAGACGAGGAAGAGGCUGCGGGCAAGUUGGUGGAGCGGCUAGCAGCGAGGCUAGCUGCCAAGAUAACGGACGCUGAUGACUGGGAGGAGGCGGAGGGCUACAUCACAGCCCUCCCGUAUGCGCUGUACGAUCAACUGCAGCCUUACUCCCAGACACAGCACCCCGCCCAACCUCACUCCCAGCGCCCGCAGCUGCACCAUCCAGACGUGCGUCCUGCCAGGCGACCGGAGCCACACCAAGGUCCAGCGCAGGCCGUGACGCUAGACGGUCAGCGCCAAGGUGGCAGCCGUUCACGUCGUCGCCGUGGUCACUCCGGUGGUGGCAUGGGGCGCCGGCGCACACGUCCGCCCCGUGUGACACGUCAUCACCGUGAGCACCGGCUUGACGAGGCUCUGGACGCCAUGCAUGCUGUCCAGCGUAGCGAGCCGGGCAACCGCAAGGUUGUUGCCAAGGCACGUCGUCGUGUGGGGAGGAUCAACUCCUCCAUUUCACAGCAACGCCUCCGCCACCUCUUCGAGACUUCGGAGAAGGUGUGUGUUGAGAGCAUCCUGGCGACGGCUCGGUCCAAGCGCGAGGCAGAUGAGGCUGCGGCUACGCCAGCCAGCACCUCUGCGCCUCCGCCGGACUGUGUGGACGUGGAGGAAGGCACCUGCCCCAUUCCAGGGGAGAGCCUGCACCGGUUCUUUACCGAGGUGAACACCCCGGUGGGUGCCUUCGACCCUAUGGCGCCAGUCGGAGCCUCGUUCCGCGCGGCCAUGGACCGCCUGCCUCCAGCGACAGUUGACAUGGCGCUGCUCACGGAUGGGCCGUCUUCGCAUGAGAUCGAGGACCAAGUGCAGCGUGCGCGUGGCAGUUCCAGCCCUGGCUUGGACGGUGUCGGCUAUGACAUCUUCAAGCUGUUCACGGCCCAGCUUCUGCCCGCCCUGCAUGCGGCGUUCGCGCGCUGCUGGCAGUCCAAGCGUGUGCCGCAGAGCUGGAAGGUUGGCGUGGUGCGCCUGCUGCACAAGAAGGGCGAUCGGCUCGACCCAUCCAAUUGGCGGCCGAUCUGCUUGCAGCAGGCCAUCUACAAGUUGUACGCCGGCGUCUUGUCGCGUCGCUUUACGCGCUGGCUCGACGUCAACGGUCGCCAUGCCGACGCGCAGAAGGGCUUUCGAGCCAUGAACGGCUGCGGGGAACACAACUUCCUCGCAGCCAUGCUCGUCGACCAAGCCCGCCGCAAGCAUCAAGAGUUGCAUGUCGUGUGGUACGACUUUGCCAACGCUUUUGGUAGCGUGCCACACGACUUGCUAUGGGAAGCGCUACAACGGCAGGGUGUUCCGCCCGAGUUUGUCGCUUGUUGCCGUGGUCUCUACGCAGACGCAGCGUUUACAAUUGGUAACGCUGUGGAUGGGACCACGGCACCGAUCGCGUUGAAGGUGGGGGUGUUUCAAGGCUGCCCACUCAGCCCCCAUCUCUUCACCGCCGCGAUCGCCCCGCUGCUUCACGCGCUCAAGUCGCUGCCGGACACUGGAGUGAAGCUGUCAAGCGAAGACCGUCCCGGUGCUGCUGCUUACGCAGACGACUUGAAGACAUUCAGCAGCACCGUGGACGGUUUCCAGCGUCAACAUUCGGUGGUGCAAGACUUCCUACGCUGGACUGGCAUGAAGGCUAACUCGCUGAAGUGCAGCACCAUGUCAGUCCAGCGAGAUGUGCGUGGUCUCCACCAGACCAGCGACCUCGGGCUGCAGCUGAACGGCACCCCGAUCCCCGCGCUCAGCGCCUCCGACUCUUACCAGUACUUGGGGAUCGGGGAUGGCUUCGACCAUGUGCGCCGUCGCGUCGAGCUGGGCCCAGCUAUCGCCCAGCUCAAGCAUGAUGCGACGGCACUGCUGCAGUCCGGGCUGGCGCCGUGGCAGGUGGUCAAGGCGGUCAAGGUGUACCUUUACCCGCGCGUCGAGUACGCCCUCCGGCACUUGCGACCGUUCGCACAGCAGCUGGAGGGCUUCGAUCGCCACCUUGUUCGCGGUCUCCGCCACCUGCUGCGGCUGCCGACUAGCGCUACGACAGCGUUUCUUUACGCUCCUGUUUCUCGUGGAGGUUUGGGGCUUCUGCCCUUGACGGAGCUGCACGGGGCACUUCAAGUGGCGCAUGGGUGGCAGAUGUUGCACUCUUCUGACCCUGCCACCCAGCGCAUUGCCCGCCAGCAGCUCCGUCAAAUUGCAGAGGCCCGCUACAAGUUGGAUGUCGUGCUGUGGAAGGACCGUGAGGAGGAGCUGGGCGAGCUCCUUCUCAACAGUAAGCUGGGGGCGUCGGACCCAGCGCCGCCCAAGCGACGGAAUGCGGACAUUGGGUCGCUGUGGUUCGACGUCCGGGGUCACCUUCACCGCUUCGGCCUCAAGUUUGAGAUGGUGCCAGCGGUGGAGGAGACAGGGACGCCGGCCAAGAGGUUGCAGCUUCGCGUGCCCCACCACGACGGUUGGUUGGACCAUAGGGAUGUCCUUCGGCACGUGAAGCUGCACCUCAAGAACAAGCACUGGAAGCGAUGGGCCGCGAUGACGGACCAAGGCAAGGCUGCUCGCACCCUUGGUGGUGCUGGCAGCGCCUUCCUCUCGCGGCCCCGUGGGCUUUGGGAGAGCGACUACCGCUUUGCGGUGGGUGGUCGUCUCAACCAGCCCGACACCCACAGUGUCUUGAAGCGCCGGCGUCUUCGGACGCACGACAAGUGUCGAUUCCCUGGCUGCUCAAGGACCGAGACGCUGGCACAUGUGUUGAAUCACUGUGCCGGCACCAUGGAUGCAGUCCGCACCCGCCACGACGACGCUCUGACGAUCAUUGAACGGGCGAUAGCGUCGUCGGCGGGUGAUCGGAAGGAAAGGGUUGAUCUGAGGGUUAACCAAACCGUACCCUCGCUCCCCGGACCUGCUCUGCGGCCGGACUUGCAGGUCUACAACCACACCACACGUUCGGUGUCGGUUGUAGAUCUGGCUGUGGCCUUUGAAGACCAAGCUACAGACGACCCGAGGACGUCGUCGCUCGCGCGGAUUGCUGCGCUCAAGCGCGCCAAGUACGACUGCGUCAAGCGACACCUAGAGCGUCAAGGUUGGACGGUCCACCUUUCAGCGCUCGUCUAUGGUUCGCUUGGCGCAGUCGCCGGUGGUAACCUUGCGGUUUACACCGAUCACCUUGGUGUGCUGAAGCGUGAUGCGAAGCGGCUGGACAAGCAACUUUCUGCUGAGUGCAUUAAGUCCAGCCGCCGCAUAUGGAAUUUGCACUGCGGCCAGCACCGCGAGCGACAGAAUGGUCACGAUCAAGCUCAAGGUCCAAGUCAAGCCCACGUUCAUGGCCGAAGACAUGGACGCUCAAGACAAGAUGCAAGGGGCAGUCGGGUGACGGAGACCGGGGGGACUCCGUCCCAUCGAGGCCGCCGCUAA